Messenger RNA from Fragaria vesca subsp. vesca, 1249 nucleotides. Its product is annotated as metacaspase-1-like. The transcript has 5 exons. Gene Ontology annotation, molecular function: cysteine-type endopeptidase activity. Bases 1 to 1185 code for a protein of 394 amino acids. The record is from RefSeq and is a predicted model, not a curated record. Gene Ontology annotation, biological process: proteolysis. NCBI's taxonomy places the organism in Eukaryota, Viridiplantae, Streptophyta, Magnoliopsida, Rosales, Rosaceae.
AUGAUUAGUUGUAGUAAAUGCAACACUAGGAUUCCUCGUCUAACGUCCGGUGUUGCUCAAUAUCGCUGCUCCUGCUGUGGUUACGUUACUCUGAUGAUUGAGACGACCAAGCCAGCUCUUGCACAGCACCACGAUGAGGGUCAGCAGCAGCAGCAGCAUAGCCAUCGGAGGCGUGCUUCCAGCUGGAUUUCGCAUAUGAAGGGACCAUCACCAUCAUCUUCGUCGUCCAGGAACUCUAAAUCCCCAUCACCGUCAUUGUCAUCGCCAUUGUCAUCACCAUCACCAUCAUCCUCCUCCUGGUCAACAUCAACAUCAACAACCAGCUUAAUAAAAAGCUGCGGCAGAAAGCGCGCAGUUCUUUGCGGGGUGACAUACAAGUCGCGCAAGUACAAGCUCAAAGGAACUCAGAAUGAUGUCAACAACAUGAAAGACUUGUUGAUCAAAACCUUUCAUUUUCCAUCCAAAUGCAUACGCGUACUCUCAGAAGAAGAUGAGCAAUUAGAUAAAAAUCUGAUUCCGACAAAGAAGAACAUCGAGAAAUCCCUGAAAUGGCUUGUGGAGGGGUGCCAGGCGGGAGAUUCGUUGGUGUUCUACUUCUCAGGACACGGGCUACGGCAGCCCGAUUUCAAAGACGACGAGAUUGAUGGUUUCGACGAGACUAUUUGCCCUCUUGAUUUCAUGGAAGAGGGCAUGAUUCUUGACAAUGAUAUCAAUUCAACCAUCGUUCACCCACUCAAGAAGGGUGUCACACUUCAUGCUAUCGUUGAUGCUUGUCAUAGUGGAACGAUUCUUGAUCUACUCUACGUCUACGACCACAGAGAGAACAAGUGGAAGGAUAACAGUCCUCCUUCUCGUGCUAUGAAAAGUACUAGUGGAGGGUUGGCAAUCUGUCUCAGUGCCUGCGAAGACGAUAAAAUGGCCGCCGAUACAACUGCUUUUAACCGAAAUGUAAUGAAUGGAGCCAUGACAUACAUUCUUAUUGAAACUAUUAAGAAACACUCUGAGAGUGGAAUAACGUAUGGGAAUCUGCUCGACUCCAUGCUUGAUCAAAUUCAAAGGAUUAAUGGGGAAAGAUGCCUCAACUCCAGAAUCUUGAGAAAAGUUUUCCGACACAAAAUCAUUCAGGAACCUUUAUUGUCAUCGUCUAAAGACUUCGAUGUAUACACCACGAAAUUUCUCUUGUAAUGACAUGUAGGCAGUUAAAACGUACUGGCAUGUACUGGUGUCUUGUUAAUUUGCAAGAAUCUCC